Molecule: messenger RNA, 369 nt
Organism: Musa acuminata AAA Group (dessert banana)
Lineage: Eukaryota; Viridiplantae; Streptophyta; Magnoliopsida; Zingiberales; Musaceae
Exons: 1
Coding region: 1-369 (122 amino acids)
Source: RefSeq, a predicted model, not a curated record
AUGGCGGCAGUCAUGUUGAGUCCCAAAUGCCUUUUCGUAGUGUGUAACGUCAUUGUCGUCUUCCUCAUCGGGGAGUCCAAGUUGUCGAGGUCCUACCAGUCAGCAGAUAUCUACGAGGAGUACAUGAAGAGUAAGGUGAAACUCGAACGGCAGGCCGAGGACGAAAGCAAGAAGGGACAUGUGACGGACAGGGCUUUGGAUGAAGAAGAUGACAGCGGAGGAGGAGAAGGAGAAGGAAUGGUGGCUGGGUACGAAGACCUGGAUGGAGAAGAAGAGAAGGACUCAAGUGAGAUAGACAAGAAAGCGACGGACUUCAUAGCAAGGGUCAAUUGGCAGAGGCGGCUUGAAGCAAGAAGUCUACUUCACUAA